CACUAGAAUCCAAUCCAAUCCAUCGAUCUCAAAUUCCCAAACCUCAACACAGUCUGAUCUGUUAGCAGAGUUUUCUCUUCACGAAGAUAGCGACAGCCUUUCGUAAUACGAUGAGCCAGGGACAGCCAAGAAGGCCGGACCAACAGCCGCAGCAGCAAUUUGGUGCAGCGGCAGGGCAGGAGGAACUCGAUCCAAUCAGGUACGGCGACGUUUUCGACGUCUCGGGGGAGCUCGCGUCCAAGCCAAUCGCCCCUGAAGACGCCAACAUGAUGCAGAGCGCCGAGACCAUGGUUUUCGGACAGACCCAGAAGGGCGGUCCGGCCGCCGCGAUGCAAUCCGCCGCGACGUUCAACGAGAGAGCCGGCCUCGUUGCUCACCGCCAGGCCACCGAUGCGGUGAGCACCGAAGGUGUGAUGGUGUCGGAGACCGAUAUCCCGGGCGCCCGGAUAAUAACCGAGAGCGUCGGCGGUCAGGUUUUGGGGCAAUUCGUCCAAACAGCUCCCGUCCACGGUGGCGGUGGAGUUGUGGCGGCGCAGAAUGCAAUUACAAUUGGGGAAGCGCUGGAGGCGACCGGGAGGACUUCUGGAGAUAGGCCGGUGGAUCAGAGCGAUGCUGCCGCGAUUCAGGCGGCGGAGACGAGAGCGACAGGGAGUAGUGUUACGGUUCCCGGCGGGCUUGCUGCGACGGCACAGUCGGCGGCGACGCAUAAUGCUGCGACGGACAGGGACGAGGAGAAAAUCAAGCUCAAUGAUGUGCUCUGGGAUGCAGCGGGGAAGUUGCCGGCGGAUAAAGUGGUGACGAGGGAGGACGCGGAAGGAGUGAUGAGUGCGGAGAUGAGGAACAACCCGACGCUGUCGACGAAUCCGGCUGGAGUAGCUGCUUCCAUGGUUGCUGCUGCCAGCCUGAAUGAGGAUGUUGUUCCAUAGAAGGAAGUUUUCUAGUCAAGAUGUAGUUGUGUGUAUUGAGUUUUUACUUCCGUGUGUAAUGUGUAAUCUUCUUUCUGAUGGGGUUUUUGCGUCGUGUAUAUAUAGCUUUCUUGAUGACAAUAACAUGCUAGUUUUCGAGGCCGCAGCUGUGGUCUAUAAACCAAAAGCUGAAGAUUUACAUUAGCAGAGAUGAAAACUACUACAAUGGCAAACAAGCAGCUCAAACGAACGAUCUAGAGGACUAGUGAGAGCAAUGUAGAAAUUGUGCAACACGAGGAUCUAAGUGGAGAGAUUAACCAUAUACACACGAAAUCCUUCUGGCAUUAUUAUUCAACAGAAACAACAAAAGACAAACGUUCACAAGGCCAUCAGGGCCAAAUAAAACUGAAAGAAACUA
This is a messenger RNA of Linum trigynum, 1323 nucleotides long. The record is from the annotation of a GenBank genome assembly. NCBI's taxonomy places the organism in Eukaryota, Viridiplantae, Streptophyta, Magnoliopsida, Malpighiales, Linaceae.